AUGGCCCAAUCGUACGACUGUACGUUGAAAGAAUUGAAGGAGUUGAUGUCAAUGCGAGGUGCUGAAGCCUACACUAAGAUUAAGAGCCAUUACGGGGGUGUACUUGAACUUUGCAAAAAGUUGAAGACAUCCCCGACUGAAGGUCUUUCUGGUCAAGCAGAGGACAUCCAGAACCGCGUAAGGACCUACGGAUCGAAUAUUAUCCCUCCUAAACCUCCGAAACCGUUCUGGAAGUUGGUCUGGGAGGCCCUUCAGGACAUCACCCUAAUCGUCCUCAUCGUCGCCGCUCUUAUUUCCCUCGGUCUGUCUUUCUACAAACCCCCCGAGGAUGCGGAUUGUGAGUUGGGGAGUGGUGGGACCCCGACGGCACACGACGACAGCGAAUCAGAAGCAGGCUGGAUCGAGGGUGUAGCAAUCCUAUUGGCCGUCAUCGUGGUGGUUCUUGUAACAGCCUUCAACGAUUGGCGGAAGGAGAGGCAAUUUCGGGGGCUACAGAGCAAGAUUGAGAACGAGCACAAGUUCGCGACGAUUCGUGGUGGUGAAGUCCUACAAAUCCCCGUUGGGGAGCUGGUCGUUGGUGACAUCUGCCAAGUUAAAUAUGGUGACCUUUUGCCCGUAGAUGGCAUUAUAAUACAGAGCAAUGACCUGAAAAUUGAUGAAAGUUCACUUACCGGCGAGUCUGACCACGUCAAGAAGAGUGAGACUAAUGACCCACUUCUGCUUUCCGGCACACACGUGAUGGAGGGCAGUGGAAAAAUGCUGGUGGUUGCAGUCGGCAUAAACAGCCAGGCGGGCAUCAUCUUUGCUCUGCUGGGUGCAUCCCAAGAGGAAAAGGAAACCAAAAAAGAUAAGAAAGCCAAGAAAGCUUCUGACGCUAAGAACUUGGCGACAGGCGCCACCGGAGCUGAACAAAUUAUGCUGGAAAAUAAAGAGUUGAUUGACAACGUGGACAGUCCCUCUGGCCCGGCGCAGAGUUCUGGUAGAAAGGAAAAGUCGGUACUGCAAGCCAAACUGACCAAACUGGCCAUCAAGAUCGGAUAUGUCGGCACUAUAAUAGCCAUACUAACGGUCAUCAUCUUGGUUCUUCGAUUCUGCAUUGAAAAAUUUGUAGUGGACAAACAGCCAUGGAAUCCCAAGUACAUUCAAAACUUUGUUCAGUUCUUCAUCAUCGGUGUGACCGUGCUCGUCGUGGCGGUACCCGAGGGACUGCCGCUGGCCGUCACACUUGCACUGGCAUACUCCGUUAGGAAGAUGAUGUUGGACAACAACCUGGUGAGGCACCUGGACGCCUGCGAGACCAUGGGCAAUGCCACGGCCAUCUGCUCGGACAAGACCGGCACACUCACCACCAACAGGAUGACUGUGGUCCAGAGUUACAUUGCUGACGUACAUCACAAGUCCACACCAAAGUUUGCCAGCAUCCCAAACUCCGUGGGAGAGAUCUUGGUCAGGGCUAUAUCCAUUAACAGUGGCUACACCUCAAGAAUUAUGCCGUCAGAAAACAAAGACGAGCUGCCGAAGCAAGUUGGAAACAAAACAGAGUGUGCCCUGCUCGGGUUCGUCUUAGACAUGGGCCUCAACUAUGAAACCUACAGGGCAGAAGUACCAGAGGACAAGAUUUACAAGGUAUAUACCUUCAAUUCUGUGCGCAAAUCAAUGAGCACUGUCAUUAAGAAUGGUGCCAAUGGGUACAGACUGUUCACCAAAGGAGCCUCGGAGAUCGUCAUGAAGAAAUGUACACACAUUCUUGGUGUUGAUGGCGUGUUGAGAGACUUUGGACCUCGCGACCAGGACCAGAUGGUCAAGAAGGUCAUUGAACCGAUGGCAAGCAAUGGAAUGAGGACCAUCUGCAUCGCUUAUAAGGAUUACGUUGACGGUCAACCGCGGAAUGGGAGCCAGGAACAAUACAAAGGCGAACCAGCAUGGGACAAAGAAGCCGAGAUUGUUCGCAAUCUUACGUGCAUCUGCAUUGUUGGCAUUGAAGAUCCCGUAAGACCCGAGGUCCCGGCGGCCAUAAAGAAAUGCCAAAAUGCCGGCAUAACGGUAAGGAUGGUGACUGGUGAUAAUGUUAACACAGCCAGAUCCAUCGCCAUCAAAUGUGGAAUUUUGAAACCUGAUGACGACUUUUUCGUAAUUGACGGCCAAGAAUUCAAUAGAAGAAUAAGAAAAAAUCCUGACGCUCCGUUCGACCAAGCCCUGUUCGAUCAGGUGUGGCCCAAAUUGCGCGUGUUGGCCCGCUCAUCUCCCCAAGACAAGUACACCCUUGUAAAGGGCAUCAUCGACAGUAGGCUGAACCCAACCAGAGAGGUAGUGGCGGUCACGGGGGAUGGUACCAACGAUGGGCCGGCCCUCAAAAAAGCCGAUGUUGGCUUCGCUAUGGGCAUAGCGGGCACGGACGUAGCAAAGGAGGCAUCGGACAUCAUCCUGACGGACGACAACUUCACAUCAAUCGUGAAGGCCGUCAUGUGGGGGAGGAACGUCUAUGACAGUAUCGCCAAAUUCCUGCAGUUUCAACUGACCGUUAACGUGGUGGCCGUCAUCGUGGCGUUUCUUGGCGCCUGUUUCAUUAAUGAAUCUCCCUUGAAAGCCAUACAAAUGUUGUGGGUGAACCUCAUAAUGGACACCCUGGCCUCUUUGGCCCUGGCCACGGAACUCCCCAGCGAGGACAUGCUGAACAGGAAACCUUACGGUCGCACGAAACCGCUGAUUAGUAGGACCAUGAUGAAGAACAUCAUUGGACAUGGUAUAUACCAGCUCGCUGUUAUCUUCGUUAUUCUGUUUUUAGGUGACCAGUGGUUCGGCAUAGACUCAGGGCGUAUGGACAAAUCCUCCCGAGCCAUGCCCCCACCAAACCACCACUUCACCAUCAUCUUCAACACCUUUGUCAUGAUGACACUCUUUAAUGAGAUCAAUGCCAGGAAGAUCCACGGGCAACGUAACGUCUUCGAAGGGCUUAACAGGAAUCACGUCUUCAUCAUUAUCUGGAUUCUUACUUUUAUUAGUCAGAUUUUGAUCGUACAGUUCGGAGGGCAUGCAUUCUACACGAAGGCCCUCGACCUGGAGCAGUGGAUGUGGUGCCUCUUCCUAGGCAUCGGAGAACUCGUCUGGGGACAGCUGGUCACCUCCAUUCCGACCAGACGACUACCAAAAGCGAUGACGUUGGGUGCAGCCUCCCCUCAAGAAAUUCAGCGAAUAGAGGAAGAGGACCACGAUAAUGUCCUUGAAGAUGCGGGCAGAGGUCAAAUCCUCUGGGUCAGAGGUCUGACACGGCUACAGCAACAGGUGCGCGCCGCAAACGCUUUCCGCCUAGCAGAAGUCGACAGCUUCGAAAAGCGCAGCCUCUACUCGCUUAACAGUCAGUACUCGCUCGGCUACAAGAACAUUCACGAACUACGCAGGCAGGCCACAUCUGUGGCCGACUUCAAUGACGACUCGCGUCCCGUCGUUUAGGACAAUGCUGAUGACCGCGGUGGUGGUAGUAGUAACCACUAACGCGAUGCUGACGUUGAGGAUGAGGAUGUUGUUGACGAUGCGAUUGCAGCUGAUGGCGACGAUGAUGAUGAAACGUUAAUGUGGUUGUUGUUGAUGACGAUGAUGAUUCAGAUGCAAAUGAUGACGACGAUGAUGAUGAUGGUGAUGAUGAUAGUAUUGAUCUGGAAGAUUCUAAUGAUUAUCGUGACGGUCUUUACGAUGCUGACGACGACGAUGAAGUUCAUGACGCUUAUGACUAUCAUGCCUACCGAAGACUACAUCGUGAUUUCCGUGAAUGAUUGCCCUUGAUGACGGCGGUCAUCAUCAACAUCAUUAUCAUCAUCGACUCGUUUUUUUUUUGUGGCGACGAUAAUGAUGAUGAUGGCGAUGACGACGACGAUGAUGAUGUUCGUGAUGACGAUGAUAGUAAGAUGAUAAUGCGUAUACGAGUUUACAACUCGUGACGUCAGACAUUUUAAGAACGGGGCAAUCAGAUGAGGGGUAAAUAGCAAGAUAGGGCUUGAUAAGGGCAUGGAAAAAGGGUUAUUUUAGAUGAAAAAUAUACUUCAACAGCAUGUAAUGUGUGUUUUUGAUAAAUUUAUUAUAUUUAUUUUUUCAUUUUAAUUUUUCAAAUUUUUUUUUCGACUAACUUGUUUCAUUUCAAGUAUAAUUAUUAUUGCGUUUCUAUAUUUUCCCCGCUAUGUUCGUUGAAAGUUAAAUAACUUUUUAAUUAAUUUUAUAUAUAUAUAUAUAUAUAUAUAUAUAUAUAUAUAUAUAUAUAUAUAUAUAUAUAUAUAUAUGAUUUUAUUGGUUUACGUUUAAUUAAUUUUAAUUAAGAUGACGUUUCCUUUCGUUUGAUUAACCAAUUCAUUAAUUAACUAAUUGAUUGAUUUAUUUUUUUAUUUCAAC
Messenger RNA from Helobdella robusta, 4380 nucleotides. RefSeq lists its product as hypothetical. Bases 1 to 3450 code for a protein of 1149 amino acids. Gene Ontology annotation, biological process: regulation of cytosolic calcium ion concentration; calcium ion transmembrane transport. The transcript has 24 exons. Gene Ontology annotation, molecular function: ATP hydrolysis activity; P-type calcium transporter activity; ATP binding. Gene Ontology annotation, cellular component: membrane; intracellular membrane-bounded organelle. NCBI's taxonomy places the organism in Eukaryota, Metazoa, Annelida, Clitellata, Rhynchobdellida, Glossiphoniidae. The record is from RefSeq and is a predicted model, not a curated record.